Molecule: messenger RNA, 887 nt
Organism: Synchiropus splendidus (mandarinfish)
Lineage: Eukaryota; Metazoa; Chordata; Actinopteri; Syngnathiformes; Callionymidae
Gene: cox11
Product: cytochrome c oxidase assembly protein COX11, mitochondrial
Exons: 5
Coding region: 97-813 (238 amino acids)
Cellular component (GO): mitochondrial inner membrane
Molecular function (GO): copper ion binding
Source: RefSeq, a predicted model, not a curated record
AGCGGAACCUUCCACAUGGUCGGAAUUGAAUUGUUGACGCACAUUGGCCCGGUUAUGUCAGAGUGGAGCAGCAGGUGAGUGGCUUUGCUUUCCAUCAUGCUGCUUCUGCGAAGGCUUUGCCGCACUCCAGCAUCAUCAGUGCUGCUGGCCCCAGAGUGCUUGCUGUGCCGCAGGUUUCCUAUUAGCUCCCUUGCUCUACGCCGGGGCAUCAAGAGUCACAGACGCAGAAGCCAAGAGGAGGCUUGGAAGCAGCGCAAUAAAACGGUGCUCACAUACAUUGCUGCCGCCGGCGUUGGUAUGGUUGGAUUGUCGUACGCAGCUGUGCCACUGUACCGACUCUACUGCCAGGCAUCAGGCCUUGGUGGCACGGCAGUGGCCGGACAUGACUCUGAACUGGUGGCAACGAUGGAGCCGGUGAAGGAACGCGUCAUCAAAGUGGCGUUUAAUGCAGACACACAUGCAAGUAUGCAGUGGAACUUCAGACCACAGCAGAGUGAGAUCUACGUGGUCCCUGGUGAAACAGCUCUGGCGUUCUAUCGAGCCAAGAAUCCAACUGACCGAGCCAUCGUGGGUAUCUCCACCUACAACGUGGUUCCGUUUGAAGCGGGCCAGUACUUCAACAAGAUCCAGUGCUUCUGCUUUGAGGAGCAGCGUCUGAACCCUCACGAGGAAGUCGACAUGCCCGUCUUCUUCUACAUUGACCCGGACUUUGACUCAGACCCCCGUAUGGCCCGUGUAGACACCAUCGUUCUGUCUUACACUUUCUUUGAGUCCAAAGAGGGACAAAAGUUGCCCCUUCCCGGGUACAGCUGAUGUCAACACUUGCUGCUCAUCAUGUGUGAUUUAUAACUGUACAAAUGUUUGUAAAUAACACCAUUGAUGUAUCG